Molecule: messenger RNA, 972 nt
Organism: Nomascus leucogenys (northern white-cheeked gibbon)
Lineage: Eukaryota; Metazoa; Chordata; Mammalia; Primates; Hylobatidae
Gene: ASB11
Product: ankyrin repeat and SOCS box containing 11
Biological process (GO): protein ubiquitination; intracellular signal transduction; positive regulation of protein catabolic process
Molecular function (GO): protein binding
Source: RefSeq, a predicted model, not a curated record
AUGGAAGAUGGUCCUGUUUUCUAUGGCUUUAAAAACAUUUUUAUUACAAUGUUUGCUACCUUUUUUUUCUUUAAGCUUUUAAUUAAAGUUUUUUUGGCUCUUCUAACCCAUUUCUAUAUCGUCAAAGGAAAUAGAAAAGAAGCGGCUAGGAUAGCAGAAGAGAUCUAUGGUGGAAUUUCAGAUUGCUGGGCUGAUCGAUCCCCACUUCAUGAAGCUGCAGCUCAGGGGCGCUUACUGGCCCUUAAAACUUUAAUUGCACAAGGUGUCAAUGUGAACCUCGUGACAAUUAACCGGGUGUCUUCUCUCCACGAGGCAUGCCUUGGAGGUCACGUGGCCUGUGCCAAAGCCUUAUUGGAAAAUGGUGCACACGUCAAUGGAGUGACAGUUCACGGAGCCACGCCCCUCUUCAAUGCUUGCUGCAGUGGCAGUGCUGCAUGUGUCAAUGUGCUGCUGGAGUUCGGAGCCAAGGCCCAGUUUGAGGUGCACCUGGCCUCGCCUAUCCAUGAGGCAGUGAAGAGAGGUCACAGAGAGUGCAUGGAGAUCCUGCUGGCAAAUAAUGUUAACAUUGACCAUGAGGUACCUCAGCUCGGAACUCCCCUAUAUGUGGCCUGCACCUACCAGAGGGUAGACUGUGUGAAGAAACUUCUAGAAUUAGGAGCCAGUGUUGACCAUGGCCAGUGGCUGGACACCCCACUCCAUGCUGCAGCGAGGCAGUCCAAUGUGGAGGUCAUCCACCUACUAACCGACUAUGGAGCUAACCUGAAGCGUAGAAAUGCUCAGGGCAAAAGUGCGCUUGAUCUGGCGGCUCCAAAAAGCAGCGUGGAGCAGGCGCUUUUGCUCCGUGAAGGCCCACCUGCUCUUUCCCAGCUCUGCCGCUUGUGUGUCCGGAAGUGUCUCGGUCGAGCAUGUCAUCAAGCCAUCCACAAGCUACGUCUGCCGGAGCCACUCGAACGAUUCCUCCUAUACCAAUAG